GUUAUUAUUUAUAUUUACUUUUUGGAAAUAAAUUAUUUAUUGGACUAAUUUAGAAAAAAAAAUCUCUUUUUAUUUUAUGCCAAACAUAAUAAUAAUAAAGAUAUAUGUAUUUAUAAAAUAUAAAACUUUUUAAAUAAUAAAGUAUAAAACAAUAUGGUUUCAGGUUGUGACAUGUUUGCUUUUUCCAAAUAUAGUUUAAAAUUUCCCGAAGUUUUACUAUACCAACCACAACAACAAUUAGAAGAACAAUGUAAUAACAUUAACAAUAGGUUGGUUAUUCCAGAGUCCAACUAUUCAUUGGAAUGCCUCAAGGAUUUUAUAUUAUUUAUCAACUACAAAGGUGAAGGUCCUUCAACCGGUUUUUGGGAUUUUGAUUUCAAUAUCUAUUUGGAAUCUUACAAAGAUCUAUUUCCGAUAUAACAUAUGCUCAAAACCACUAUUUUGAAAUACUUCCAAUUUAUCAUAAUAUUUUAAAAGGAAGGUUGUAUACAUUUCAGUGGUUCUCCGAAAUAAUAUCAAAACUGCCAUAUAUAGAUAAAAAUUAAACAAAAUUAAAUAAAAUUUUUUUUUAAAUCAAUUAUUGAUUUGAUCAU
Molecule: messenger RNA, 593 nt
Organism: Dictyostelium purpureum
Lineage: Eukaryota; Evosea; Eumycetozoa; Dictyosteliales; Dictyosteliaceae
Exons: 1
Coding region: 154-420 (88 amino acids)
Source: RefSeq, a predicted model, not a curated record